Messenger RNA from Hypoxylon fragiforme, 3128 nucleotides. RefSeq names its product ATP-dependent DNA ligase. Gene Ontology annotation, biological process: lagging strand elongation; Okazaki fragment processing involved in mitotic DNA replication; DNA repair. Gene Ontology annotation, molecular function: DNA ligase (ATP) activity; ATP binding; DNA binding. The transcript is spliced from 5 exons. The coding region runs from base 136 to 2967 and encodes 943 amino acids. The record is from RefSeq and is a predicted model, not a curated record. Gene Ontology annotation, cellular component: nucleus; mitochondrion. NCBI's taxonomy places the organism in Eukaryota, Fungi, Ascomycota, Sordariomycetes, Xylariales, Hypoxylaceae.
GUUAGUUUAGGCCACACCUUCUGCCUAGCUAUAGGCUCAAAAUGGAUUUGAUACAAGCCAAUUUGAAUAUGAUACAUAAUAUAUGCACAUAAGUUGCCUUGAAGUACAUAACGUACCCCAACUCGUGACACGCGAAUGCCUAAAGGAAAUCAAUUUCGAUGCGGUGAAUUUAAAUCCAUCAUUUUUCCUCCAAACACCAAUUUUAUGAACUUGCCCCUUCGUCGUCCUUUUAUUCAUUUUGCGACAAUCACCUCUACGACGAAACUGCUCAACAUGUCACCCAAGCAAGCUACCUUGGGCAAGUUCUUUGGCCAGCCCAAUGGCCCAAAGCCGACACAACAGACAAAGCUUUCCUUCAGCACAAGGUCGGCUAAGAAGGUGAAGGAGGAGGAAGAGGAUCCAGAACCAGAACCAGAACCUUCUAGCAGCGAACAGCAGCCGCCGUCACCCAAAGUAAAAUCCAAUGGUGAUGCCAACGAAAAUGCCGAUUCUUCAAAGGAUACGAAGAAGCGAACCCGAUCCAGCGCAUCAACUAAGGGAAAGCCAAAGACUAAAUCGUCUCCAACAAAAGUUAAAGCCGAGCCUGAGGAAGCUGAUGAGGAGGCCGACGAGGAGGUUGAAGAAGUGCCGGUAACAAAAAGACAGCGAAGAACCCGCCCUCGGGUUGAGGAAGAUGACGAUGAAGACGAGGUCAUGGUUGAUGUAAAACCAGAGAAAUCUAAAAAAGCGACUGGUACUGGUAAAAAGUCACCCAAGAAGCCUACUACCAAAUCCACCCCCAAGAAAAAGGCGGCAUCUGCACCUAAGGAAGAGGAUGACAGUGAUGCCAAGGAAGAAGCAUCGGAAUCGGCAUCUGAUAUUGAGAAAGAAGAGGAUUCUGAUGGCGAGGGAAAAUCUAAGACCGCUGUCAAGGCUCGAGAGAAGAUUCAGACAAUGCUCAAGAGCAAGGCGAAGGACCCAUAUCCUGACUGGAAAGCAGGCGAACCAGUGCCUUAUGCCGCUCUGUGUACGACCUUUUCUCUCAUUGAGCUUACGUCGAAGCGACUUCAGAUCACGGAACACUGCGCCCUAUUCCUUCGACAAGUCCUGCGUCUAACCCCCGACGACUUUUUCCCUACAAUAUUACUGAUGAUCAAUAAACUCGCCCCAGAUUAUGCCGGCAUCGAGCUCGGUAUUGGCGAAUCACUAAUCAUGAAGGCAAUUGGCGAGACCACAGGUCGCAGUUUACAAGUCAUAAAAGCGGACCAGAAGGAUAUUGGGGAUCUAGGUCUUGUCGCAGUCAAGAGUAGAUCAACCCAACCCACUAUGUUCAAGCCUAAGCCCUUAACCAUCAGGGGUGUUCACAAAGGUCUCAUGGACAUUGCUACUGUAACUGGAAACGGCGCGCAAGGCAGGAAAGUCGACGGCAUAAAAAAACUGUUAUCAGCCGCUGACUCGCAAUCGCCCGGUAAAGUCGAUAUUCACAAAGACAAGGGUGGGCCAAGUGAGGCCAAGUACAUAGUCCGCUUUCUUGAAGGAAAACUCAGACUAGGUUUGGCAGAAAAGACAGUCCUUGUCUCUAUAGCACAGGCCAUGAUCUGUCACGAAGCGGAACAGAAAGGAAAGGUACCGAGCACCAAGGAGAUGGAAGAGGCGGAAGCUAUACUGAAGACGGUAUAUAGUGAACUCCCUAGCUGGGAUGUGAUUGUUCCAGCUAUGAUUAACAACGGCAUCAUGAGGUUAAAGGAAACCUGCAAGCUUCGCCCCGGUGUUCCCCUUAAACCCAUGCUUGCGAAGCCUACGAAGGCGAUCACGGAAGUCCUAGAUCGAUUUGAGAACCAAACCUUCACGUGCGAAUACAAGUAUGAUGGCGAGAGAGCGCAGAUCCACUACGUCGCUAAAGACCAGUCGGAAAAUUAUGUUGAUGCUCUACCUGGUGCUGGGAAAGAAGCUGCUAAGGGUGUCGCAUCCAUCUUCUCAAGGAACUCGGAGGACUUGUCCAAAAAAUAUCCCGACAUCCUUGCAAAACUUGAUACCUGGAUUAAGGAGGGCACCAAGAGCUUUGUGCUGGAUUGCGAAACCGUUGCAUGGGAUGUGACCGAGAAGAAGGUUCUACCCUUCCAACAGCUGAUGACUAGAAAGAAGAAGGAUGUCAAGGUGGAAGAUGUGAAAGUCAAGGUCUGUGUGUUUGCGUUCGACCUGCUCUACUUGAACGGAGAGCCGGUAGUCGAGAAGUCUCUCCGUGAGCGCCGUGAACUUCUACUCGGUGCCUUCCAACCAGUGGAAGGCGAGUUUGCAUUUGCGACGCACAUGAACGGCCAGGAACUUGAAGAAAUCCAGGUAUUCCUUGAUGAAAGUGUUAAGGCUUCUUGUGAAGGGUUGAUGGUCAAGAUGCUUGACGGUCCCGAAAGUGGAUAUGAACCUAGCAAACGAAGUCGAAAUUGGCUUAAGAUCAAGAAGGAUUACCUGUCUGGAGUUGGCGACUCGCUCGACCUGGUGGUGCUCGGUGCCUACUAUGGCAAAGGCAAGCGUACAUCUGUCUACGGCGCUUUCCUUCUUGCCUGCUACAACCCAGCUUCUGAGUCUUAUGAGACGGUCUGCAACAUCGGCACUGGGUUCUCGGAACAGGUUCUCGAAGAACUCCACAAGCAACUCUCCGAGAUAGUCAUCGAUCGGCCAAAGCCAUUUUACUCACAUUCGACAGGUGGACAGCACCAACCAGAUGUUUGGUUUGAGCCACGUUAUGUCUGGGAGGUCAGGACGGCAGAUCUUACUCUAAGCCCGAGAUACAAGGCUGGGUUGAAGGAGAACGUGGAUCCAGCGGGUGAGAAGGGAAUUAGCUUGCGUUUCCCGAGAUUCAUCAAAAUCAGGGAUGAUAAGAAGCCCGACGAGGCGACAAGCAGUCGCCAAGUGGCAGAGAUGUACAGAAAACAGGAGAGCGUGACAAAAAGCAAGGGUCCAUCAGUUGAUGAUGAUUUCGAGUAUUAAAAGGGGGUGGUGUACGAUCUGGCUCCAAGUUUAUGAUCUUACUAGGUACCUACAGUAAUUACCAUAUAGUAUAGUAUCUACCAAUGGCGAAUGAUUGUAACGAAGUAUGCUGUUUUGGCAACUACAUGGACACCUUAGUUAGAUGUUGUGACAUGAAAAAG